This is a messenger RNA of Neltuma alba, 1903 nucleotides long. RefSeq names its product adenine nucleotide transporter BT1, chloroplastic/mitochondrial. Gene Ontology annotation, biological process: transmembrane transport. NCBI's taxonomy places the organism in Eukaryota, Viridiplantae, Streptophyta, Magnoliopsida, Fabales, Fabaceae. The record is from RefSeq and is a predicted model, not a curated record. The coding region runs from base 349 to 1602 and encodes 417 amino acids. The transcript has 3 exons.
CGAGAAAUCCUAAGAAUCUUUUUUAUCUUUGUGAAUGGUGUUACUCUGAGGAAGAUGAAGAUAAUGAAAUGAAAUAGCCCUCUGAUUCUGAGUCCCCAACCAUGAAUAUGCCAUUUCAGGUCGUCGAACUUCUCGAAGCCUUUGAAUUUCAAGUCACCGUUAUUACUGAACAUUAGAAGAUUCACUCUGGAGGCAGAGAUUCUCCGGAAAGCACCAUUGAAUUCAUGGCAAUCAAAUGCUUCUCUGAAAAUAUUCGUUUCUACGCUUGAAGCCAUCUACUUACACUUUUUUGUAAACUUAUACGAAGUUUCGAUUUCUGUUGAACUCUGGCAAACAGCGUACGGUUCGAUGGAUAGAGGUAUGCAGCUGCUUGAAGGUGUUGAAUCUGGAAAUAAAGAUGUAGCAAUAUGUUCUUCUGGAAUCAAGUUCGUACAGAAUUCUCGAGAAGGUAGUUCUCAUUCCACUGGUUUAUUCGCAAGCGUUGGUCAGGCAGGAUUUGGAUUUGGGAUUUCACCGAACCCUCCGGCUGCUAGAGAGAGUGGAAAAGCGUUUGCGCUGGCGAAUUCAUCCAUGAAAUUCAUUUCAAUGCCUGAGACCGGGUUUCGAACUGGUUUAUUUCCACGGUUGUUUCUGGUAGGUGAUUAUGAUGACGAUGAUGACGAUUCAUUUGAAAUUGAAGAUGAAGGUCUGAUGGUGAUGAAAAAGAAGACAACGACGAAGAGGAAUGGUCCGAAGUUGAAAUUGAAGAUUGGGAACCCUUCAUUAAGGAGGUUGAUCAGCGGGGCAAUUGCUGGUGCAGUGUCACGAACUGCAGUGGCGCCAUUGGAGACUAUAAGGACACAUUUGAUGGUGGGACUCUCCGGAAAUUCUGCUCUUGAGGUGUUCCGUUCUGUAGUGGACGCUGAUGGAUGGAAGGGCUUGUAUAGGGGUAAUUUGGUAAAUGUAAUCCGUGUGGCUCCAAGCAAGGGUAUUGAGCUAUUUGUAUAUGAUACAGUCAAGAAGCAUUUGUCUCCUAAACCUGGUGAGAAGCCAAAGCUUCCAAUUCCAGCUCCAUCAAUUGCUGGUGCUCUUGCAGGAGUUAGCUCAACCCUGUGUACAUACCCUCUAGAGUUGCUCAAAACUCGUCUCACUGUUCAGAGGGGUUAUAAGAACUUCCUAGAUGCUUUUAUGAGAAUCGUUAGAGAAGAAGGUCCCUCAGAACUGUAUAGAGGCCUCACCCCAAGUAUAAUUGGUGUGAUCCCUUUUGCUGCGACAAACUAUCUAGCUUAUGAUACACUGCAAAAGGCAUACAAGAAAGCUUUCAAUAAGGAGGAAGUGGGAAAUGUGAUGACCUUUUUGAUUGGAUCAACUUCUAGUGCAUUUUCAAGUAGUGUGACAUUUCCACUUGAGGUGGCUCGCAAGCACAUGCAGGCUGGAGCUAUUAAUGGAAGACAGUAUAGCAAUAUGCUUCAUGCUCUUGUCAGUAUACUUGAAAAGGAAGGCCCUGCAGGUCUGUACAGAGGAUUAGGGCCAAGCUGGUUAAAACUGAUUCCCGCUGCUGGUAUUUCUUUCAUGUGCUAUGAAGCAUGCAAGAAGAUACUUGUUGAGAAACAAGAAAACUGACCACUUCAGAUUCCUACAAGACUACAGAUUCCUGCAACACUACAUAGUUGGAGAGUUUAAGGGGAAAACUAGCUGCUUCGUUCUAGCGUGAUCAGUUUGCUUACACAAAUAAACAAAUCACAUAUCUGGAAGUUUUGAGGUUGAGUUUUCUUUCAAAUUGUUAUUCACAGAUCAUCACUGGAUUUUUUUCCUCACCAAAAUAUUGUUCAGGAUAUUUCUUUGUACAGGAGAUGACAACUCUAGCAAUCAAUUUAGAGCCUUCAGAUUUAUGCAUUCAUGUAUGAGGGCAUUACCACAGCAC